Penicillium hordei is the source of this 1152-nucleotide messenger RNA. Its product is annotated as NAD(P)/FAD-dependent oxidoreductase. Gene Ontology annotation, cellular component: cytoplasm. Gene Ontology annotation, molecular function: flavin adenine dinucleotide binding; electron-transferring-flavoprotein dehydrogenase activity. The record is from RefSeq and is a predicted model, not a curated record. The transcript has a single exon. Bases 1 to 1152 code for a protein of 383 amino acids. Lineage: Eukaryota; Fungi; Ascomycota; Eurotiomycetes; Eurotiales; Aspergillaceae.
AUGGCCUCCCAGGUCCAUGUCGUCAUCGUCGGGGCAUCUUUCGCCGGUAUUCCGAUUGCUCAUUCCCUUCUGAAAGAUAUCCCAACUGUCAAAGUCACCCUGAUCAAUCCUUCGCCAACCUUCUACUUUGCCAUUGCUGCCCCCCGAAUUCUCGCUAAGCGGGAUGCCUUCAAAUCUGAACAAUACCUUAUUCCAAUCGAAAAGGAGUUCAGCCGGUACCCAACGAAAUCUUUCGAAUUCAUCCAAGGCCGCGCCUCAGCAAUCGAUGUCUCGACAAAAACAGUCUCCCUUGAUGACACCAGGAACAUCCACUUUGAUUACCUUGUGAUUGCAUCAGGAAGCACAACUGCCUCUACCAGUCAGAAGAACGCCAUUCCCAUCCCAUUCAAGCAGUCCAACUCAGAUGACAUGAAGACCCUGAUUCACAAUGCACAAGACACCAUCAGUAUUGCUGAAAGCAUUGUCAUUGCUGGUGCUGGGCCCAUUGGGGUCGAACUUGCGGGAGAAAUAGCAGAGUCUGCCCGGCAGAGCGGCAGAAGAGUUAGCAUUACUCUUGUGUCCGCCUCUAAUCGCAUCUUGCCGAUGCUGAAGCCCGCAGGCAGCGCUACGGCCGAGAAGCUCCUUAAUGGGUUGGGAGUUAAAAUCGUGAAGAAUCAGAAAGUCGCCGCAGCCGUGCAAAACAAAGAAUCCCUCUGGACAGUGACGCUUAGCGAGGGACAAAAGUUGGAUGUUGACUUGUACAUCCCCACAACCGGUGUUUUGCCGAACAACGAUUUCAUCCCGGAGAACCUCUUGGACGAGAAUGGAUGGGUGAUCGUCGACAAGGAGCUUCGAGUCAAGUCACGGCGCGGAUCAGCGGCUCGUUUGCCGAUUUUUGCAGCGGGCGAUAUCACCAACAACUCGAUGAGGUUGUCAUUCAAAGCACAGGAGCAGGCAGCGGUUGUUGCUGCUAACCUGAAGGCAGACAUUGUGCGCCAAGGGAAAGUCAAAUCAUACGACCAAGGCGAUAAGGUUAUGAUGUUGGUGCCGGUCGGUUCAAUGGGCGGUACUGGGUUGAUCAUGGGCUGGACACCUUGGAAUGCCAUGGUUAAGAAGGUCAAGGGAAAAGACUUCCUAAUUUCUAGGGCUCACUCGGCAGUUUCUGCGAAGUGA